Messenger RNA from Leptopilina boulardi, 7223 nucleotides. Its product is annotated as gamma-2-syntrophin. NCBI's taxonomy places the organism in Eukaryota, Metazoa, Arthropoda, Insecta, Hymenoptera, Figitidae. Gene Ontology annotation, molecular function: protein binding. The coding region runs from base 453 to 5441 and encodes 1662 amino acids. The record is from RefSeq and is a predicted model, not a curated record. The transcript has 17 exons.
CAUACAAGUACCUCGCGAGAGGGAGAGACGAUAGGCGUCGCGGCGGUGUGGACGCCGCCCGUCACCCGGUGCUCUCCUAAACGUCGUCUUCAUCAUCAUCAUCAUAAUCAUCAUUGUAAUUCUCAUUCGUCAUUUAAUUUUCUCUCAACAAAAAUUCGUCCUUGUCUUAACGAAAAAUUUAUAAAUAUUUUUUUUUUCCUUAUUUUACAAUCAUCGAGUGUCCGUCCCUCGAAUUCAAUAACAGAAAAACCAUCCCUCGAGGUGAAUUCCGAGAAUUUAGUUCUCUUAAAGAGUGUCCGACGGUAUAAAUUGUGUGUUGAAAAAAAACUAACGAGUUUUAAAAAAAGAAAAUCUAUUCUUCUUUUUUUUUCUCUCUCUCUCUCUUUCUCUCACGAGAACAGAAAGGUCCAGAUCGAUAGGCUCAACGACAUCGGGGUGCGGCUAAUUCCGGCAUGUCUGGGGCCCCAAUCACCAUGGGACCAUCAUCAGGAGGUCAAAUAAAAAAAUCAGCGGAAAUUUCAAUGAAUCCAAGAAAUCUUCCCAAUACAAUGACACCAGCUGUGUUUCUUGGUGAUAAUGAACUACUUCGAUCGAAUCCAGUCACCUAUCAGCCACAGGUUUUUUCCUUGAAGGUUGAUGUAUCGACACAGGUCGAUCUUCAUGGUGGUUCAAUGCACAUGGAUUGGGAUCGUCGUGCAACGCCACUCUAUUCACGUGAAGAUAUUAAGGAACAAUAUUGCAUUACAAGUAGACAAUUGGAUGCUGUUGAAAGAUCAGGAGGUGGAAUAUUUGGGUGCCUUACCAAUAGAGGACCAUCGCCAUGUAGUUCAACAAAGGCAUCAAUUCUUUCAGCUUGCGUUCGCAGUGCUCCAAGUGAGGAGAAUCUUUGCGAUGCUCCAUAUCCACGUAAACCAUUGCAAAUAAUGUACGAACAGCCUUAUUCGACUUAUCCACGUGGAUUAAAUCGCUAUAAAACUGAUGACGACGAUGAUUUAAUUGAGAGUUCCUAUUUUCGUCGUAGGCCAACUUCUUUUUGCACUGUUCCUGAUCCUAAAAGGUAUACUUGGGACCCAGAGGAUGAAGAAUUGACAAAAUUAGAAGGACCAAGACCAGUAAUAUCGCCAAUUCCACCGUCAUCAUUACAAACUUCAUCGUUGCCAAAAACAAAGCAUGUGAGUUUUGCGAGGUCACAUACAUUAACGGAAAUGCCCAGUACUCGAAGUCCUCCAAGACCUCACAAUCAAGAACGACUCAUUGACUCGCAACCAACCAUGCAAGGCUCUGUGUGUUCCACGUUGCCUUCAGCACAUUCUUAUCCAGUAGCCGAGCCUCGAAUACUUGUUCUCGAGAAACAACCGAAACGAGGUGCUAUGAAAGCACAAGCAACACAAACUGAUGUUCCAACGGGUUUUCGGCGAAUUCCACCUGUGACCUUGAGUCCAAGGACAAUUCAUCGGGUAAAAAUGGUAUCGCAAGGAGCCCAAACAAAUGGCAUUUGUAAUGGAAGAAAAUUGACAAAAAGUUAUUCAGAGGCUGGUCAUUUUGGAUCACCAUUGGGUCAUACAAAAGAGGAGGGUGAUCAUGAACCACUUCAGAGGACACAAAGUGAAGAACCCCCAAGGUCACCGUUUAUGGUCGAUACCCCACCACGUUCACCUCAAACAAUUAAGGAACAAUUUCAAAACGGUGACAUAAGUCAAGAUAAAAAAGGUCAUUUUGAAUUGGAUGAUCAGGAAAUUUUAAUUGAUUUUAAACCAGCGCCCGUGUCACCUGACGCAAGAGCAAUGUUGGAUCGAAUAUCAAAACCAAUUCGUCGUUUUAUACCACUUCAAAAAACUUUAUCGGAUGGUGAAAUAAGGGUAGAGAGGCGUGAAUUGAUUGGCGAAACUGGUGAGCCAAGUUAUCCUCACACAUGUCAAAGAAAUCAUCAGGAUCCUUGGAAUCGAAAUAUUCGCGCUCAUGUACAAUUUUCCUCAACACCCGACGAUCUUUCAUUCCUGAGGGUUUCUUCACCUCAGGACGAUCCCAUGGAAGAGGAAUUUCAUGAAAACAUUGUUCGACGAGGUCUCUUUCGCAAGAGAAGUGUUUCACUUGAAGAUGGAGUUCAAGGUAUCUGUAGCAGUGAGAUUUUAUUUCCACGAUCUCUCCCCACCUCACCCACUUCUCCUACUGCUAUUGCAGCGCCUAAUAGAAUUAUUCAAAUAUCAAGAGAGGAAUCAUCAAAUCGAAAUUUCCUACGCACUGGUCGAGUAAUUGGAUUGCUCUCUCCAUUUGCAUCAUCUGAUUCUUUGGCAAACGAUGGAACAAGAGAUCACAGUGAUGGUAUUUGGAAUGAAUCACAAGCGACUGUACUUCAGGCGGAUUCAUUAGCGUUAUUAACGCCCUCUUCAAGAAGAAGGCAUCUUUUACUUCUUCAACAUCAACAACGAUCGUCAAUGGAUACCGAGGCCCUUGACGUUGAAGAUGAACUCGAUAUUUCACCAUCAAGUCCACGUAUUCGUCUCGAAGCUGCCACACCCGUCACAUUAACGCCAAGCAUCGAAGCAUCGUCUUUAUUGACAAAUGGAAGACCAAAGAGUGGUUCAUUGUGGCGCACUGGUCCUCCUUAUUCACAAACUCAUUCGCAAUCAUCAAGUGAAUUUGGAUUAAGUUUAGCGCGAACUGAUUCUGGUGGUCGAACUGACGUUUCGGAGACUUCGACAACCGAUGAUUAUAUCACUGCCAAUACUUCAACAGGAACAGGAACCACUGGUACUGGAACAUCAGCGACAACAAGUUCAUGGUCUAGACCACCACUUUUACCAUCUAAUGCUGCACCAUCAGUAGCAUCGGCAACGGCUACUGCUGCUGAUGGAAGUUCUUUUGAAAGUGCCAGCUCUAUAUACAGUUUAGCUAGAAGCGAGGCUGUUGUUGAAGAACCAAGUAGUCCACAGCCAAUUAAGGAAGAAACUUUAGCUACGGAACAACCACCUUCUCCAACGAGAUCAACAUCCAGUAGCAGUUCUGGAAGUUAUGAUUUAGAAGACACUGCUGUAGUUCAAGAACCCUUUCCAACUGCUUCUCUCAGUGGCCACACCUCCGAAGUUGAAUUAGAUCGCGAGGAAGGACAACGAUCGUCAUCAGGUGGUUAUGCAGAAUCACCGCCUGAUCAUCAUAUGUGGACAGAGGAGGAGCGUAGAAAACGAAGAAAAACAUUUACACUUGAUUUUCCCGGUAGUGAAAUUGAUGUUGAACGUUCAACUGAAAUGAUAUUAGAUAAUAUGGACGUAAGUCCAACGCCAAGUCAUCGUCAUAGAUCGCGUACAAAACCAAUGUCAACAAAAAGUCCACAUAGAAAUAAUAAACGACGUGAUUCAACGCAACAGCAAUUAAUUCGAAGUCCACAAAAAGAAGAAUGGCGUGAACAAACUGAAGACGGUGGACAUGUACAAACAUCUGAUGAUUCAAGUUGUAGUCAUCAUUAUCAUCAUGUUCAUCAUCAUCAUCAUCAUCGGCAUAGAGAUAGUGGAGAUGGUACACAUCAUCGACGAACAAGAGAAAGUCCACGACGUAAAACUGGAAGUAAUCUUUCUUCUCGAAGAAGAAGUAACGAGGAUAAAAAUGCAGCAAUAACUGGUAGUUUGCCAAGAAGAAGAUCACGUGCAUUGGACGAUAUUUGUACGACAAGAUUGAGUCCUGGACGUUAUCAAAGAAGUCCCGGACAUAAUGGACAUACGACAGUUAUUGUAAAAUCACCAAGUCCUGAGGCAAGAUUAAAGGCAGUUUCUGCUGAAUCGUUGAGAUCAGUUAGUCCAGGUAGUGAUAGUGUUUUCUACAGUGAAGGAACUGAUCAAACUUUAGAUACUCCACAUUGUCAUCAUUGCGGACGAGAGGUUCCGGAAGAUAUUGUUCAGCCACCGGCGGGUUUUGCUGAUUCGCCUGAUAGUCAUCGAACAACUCCAAAGCACACAACACCUAGGCUUUAUAAAAAAUUUGACAAAAGAUAUCGUUCAGAGGAUCGAGGCGAUAGACGACAUCAUAGAAGCACUGGAGGACGUUCAGAUGUUAGAGCAAAAUCCGAAGAAAGAGGAGGGAGAUCAAGUAGUCGGGGAUCAGUUGAAGAUGGAUUAAAAAGAAGACUUCAAGCUCGAAGUACUGAUGCGAGUUUGGAAAUUUUAACAGGUCGAGAGGAUGAGGGCACUUAUAUUGAACCAUUCACAAGUGGAGAAUGGAUUUAUAUCGGUGAUCUUCAAGAGAGUUUUGCGUGGAAAAGACCUGACAGUAGAGAUGACGACGAUUUUCCCGAAUAUUUUGCCAAGGAACGAAGAAACUCUCAGGAAUCAACUGGAAGUGAAAAGUGCUUUAGAAAAAAAUAUGAAGCCGCCACUCGACGAAUGGUACACAGAAAAACGAGCAUUGAAAUGUACAAAAGAAUUCAACGAAAAAAUUUCGAAAGUGACAAACGAGUGAUAAUAAAACGCGAAGCUGGUGGUGAAUUUGGAUUUAGAAUUCAUGGCUCAAAACCAGUUGUGGUGUCAGUUAUUGAACCUGAUACACCAGCCGAAAGUUCUGGUUUAGAAAUAGGUGACAUAAUAAUGACAGUUAAUGGAAGGAAUGUUAUGGAUGCAACACAUUCCGAAGUGGUUAGAAUGGCACAUUCUGGAUCAGAUGUCCUCGAACUUGAAGUGGCAACAACGUGUAAUGUUUUAGCGCCACAAAUUGGUAGAAGUGGAACUAAAGAAAGUUCAAUUGAAGCACCAAUUUGCGCCGGUUAUCUAUGGAGGAAAGCUGCCACUUCAUCUAGUCCCGAUAAAUGGGUACGAAGAUGGUUUGCUCUUCGUCGUGACAACUGCCUUUAUUAUUAUAAGACUGACGCGGAUUCACAGCCAGUAGGAGCAGUGAUGCUUUUAAAAUACGACGUGGAGCCAACAUUAGAGAAACGAUUGCACAGCUUUGCCAUCAGAAAGAAAGGAGCACCGACAUUACAUUUGGCUGCCGAUACUGAGGAAGCUGCCGCUAGAUGGAGCACCGUUAUUCGUGAAGCAGUCGAAAGAAAUAAUCAAGCUGGUACCUGGUUAGAUACAUCACUAAGGAUGCAACUGAUGCCACCGUGCUCAAUUCAAAGACCAGAUUGUUUUGGUUAUCUUAGUAAAUUACAAAGACACAUUAGAAGAGCCACUGCAUCAUCAGGAUGGUCACGACGAUAUUGUGUAUUAAAAGAUGCAGCACUCUAUUUUUAUGAUGACGCCAAUGCCGAGCAAGCAUUUGGAGUUGCAUGUCUUCAUGGCUUUAGGGUUCAUGCAAGUGCACCAAAUUCAGGGGGUAGAAAGCAUGCCUUUGAACUAGAACCACCUGAUCCAACUCAAAGGACAUUUACAUUUGCCACUGAAUCCGAAAUCGAUAAAAAGAGAUGGCUUGCAGCGAUAGAAUAUUCUAUCGACAGAUGGAUUAAGGUAGGUUGACUGCAGUCCAUUUAGAUUUAUGAGAAAAACGACAUAAACUACGAAUUCCCCCGUCCCUCGAAUCCAUUUCCGAUAUAAUUCGGAGCAGGACAAUUGCGGCGAAAAAAAAAAUUGAAAAAUCGUAAAAAAAACGAUGAUAAUUUAAGACAAAACUAGAUAAAUAAUUGAAUUUAAUGAGAGAAAGUCAUGAUUCGUUUGGCAUUUUUUCCUGUCAUUUUACUUGGAGUCGUUUACAUUGGAACACUGUUGUUCCAAUCAUAGACACUACUGUCCCAAUGUAAACAACUAUUCACUAUAAAAAAUUUUAAUUUGACAAAUUUUUUUUUUUCUGAAAAAGAAUAAAAAUGUGUAUUAUAAAUUUGAUUAAACAUAAUGUCAAAUGUCACAUGACUUAAGCUCUAAAAAAUCUAAAGUAAAUGAAAAAAAAAGGUUCUAAAAUUAUCAUUUAAUUAAAUAUAUAAAUAUAUAAAUUGUGAUAUCUAAUUUUUCAUAAAGAUUAAAAAAAAACUGAAAAAAAAAUUCUUUUUUCGAAAUAUUGACGACUUUUGUCCCUAUCUCCAACCUCUUUCAGUAAUGAAUCAAUUAUAUUUGUCUCUAUUCCCAUUUGGUGUCAACGUCCCUAACCGUCCCGGAAAAAAAAAUUAAAUAUAUAUAUAUAAUAUAAAGACGAAAAUUUUACAUUGAGAUUGUUAUUUAAAUAAUUAUUACAUAUUGUUGACAAUGUGCUUUAUUUUUAUUGAAUAUAAAAAUAUUCGAUUAUUAUUGUUACAUGUUUUCGAGAUUAAAUUUUAUUGUGAAUUAUUUAUAUAUAUACUGAUAUAUAUAUAUAGUUAUAUAUAUGUAAAUGAAUGGAAUAUUGUGGAUUAUUUUAAUUUUCAUUUGUAGAGAAAAAUUGCACUUAAAUUUUUUUUUUAUUAUAAUUAAAUUAUAUUAAAUAUAAAAAAGUUAAUUAACAUUAUCCACAAUUAUUCAAUAUGGAAUAUAAAAAGAAAAAAUUACGCAUCAGAAACGGGUUCUUAAAAUAAUUUAUAAAAAAAAAUGUUUAUUCUUAUUAUUGCUAUAUAUAUAUAAACUGUUAUGCUUAUAUAAAUAUAAUUAUGAUUAUAAUUUCGGAAAAAGCGCGUAAACAUAAAAAAAACGAUAUUAACAAAAAAAAAAUAUAUAAAAAUUAUAUAAAUAUACACUCACUUAUAUAUGUAUAUAUAUUUAUUGUAUAGAAAUCCAUAAUUACGGAUAUUUUGUCGAUGUGUACGAUAUAAAUAUAGUAUAUAUAUAUAUUUAUGUGUAAGUACGAAAAUUAUUGAACAAAUGUGCAAAGUGACAUUUUAUCGUUAUUAAUUUAUAAUAUAUAAUAUAUAUAUACAUAUAAAUAUAAUUGUGGUCUGAAAGUUAUAAUAAUUGUGCGUAAAUGUGCAACGAGUGAAAUUUUAAUGUUGUUGUUUUAUUAAGACAAAAAAAAAUAAAGUGAAUUUGUAUACCUCGCGCGCACACCCCUUUCGGGUUUUGCAUUUAAAAACAAAAAAAAAAAAAAAUGUUUAUAAAAAUCUACAGAUAAAAGAGAGCACUAAUCAUGACAAAUAUAUAAAAAGAAUACCUAAUUACGUGUUAUAAUAUAUGAGAGCUGAUUAAUUAUUUUAUUUAAAAAAAAAAAAAAAAAUAACAUUUUGUGUCAUGGCGAACAAUGUGUUCUAAAUAAUGGUCAAGGAAAUUGAUUUAAAAAAAAAAAAAAAUUAAUAACCCGCUCAAAAUCUGAGAUAAUAAUAAAGACUUUAAUACAAGUUA